CCCUUUGCGUUAGGUAGGACCUCUUCUGUCCGCGGUGGUCUAAGCCGCUGUCCCGGCCUGCAUGGUCCCCUCCCGAGUCCUAUUUUGAUUCAUGUCCCCUGUGUAGCUUCGACCGCUCAGCGCCUCUACCGCGUCCCCCCCUUUACCUCUCUUGCUUCAUUUCGUCCCCCCCCCCUUCCCCGGCAUUGACCGCCAACAUGGCUGCGGUGGUGAGCGCCUCGUCCGGGCCGGUGGCGCGGCUGGAGGGCCGCGAGUUCGAGUACCUGAUGAAAAAGCGCUCGGUGACCAUCGGGAGGAACUCCUCACAGGGCUCCGUGGACGUCAGCAUGGGCCACUCCAGCUUCAUCUCGCGGCGGCACCUGGAGAUCUUCACCGCCAGCGACGACGGCACCGGCGGCGGGGAUUUCUACCUGCGGUGCCUGGGCAAGAACGGGGUGUUCGUGGACGGGGUGUUCCUCCGCCGGGGCGCCGCUCCUCUGCAGCUGCCGCCAAUAUGCACGUUCAGGUUCCCCAGCACCAACAUCAAGAUCACCUUCACGGCGCUCUCCAGCGGGAAGAAGAUGAAGCGUGAAGCUCCCGAGUCUCCCGUCAAGCCGGUCCAGCCUCACAUCGCCCCGCUCACCAUCAACAUUCCAGACAACAUCGCCCACCUCAUGAGCCCGCUGCCCUCGCCCACCGGAACCAUCAGUGCUGCCAACUCGUGCCCCUCCAGCCCGCGAGGUGCCGGUUCCUCUGGCUACCGCAUGGGAGGCCGCAUGGUGAGCUCUGCCGAGCUGCAGCUCAUCAACGACAACUCUCAGCCUGACAACGACAAAGAGGCGUCAGGAGAGGACAGUCCUAAGGACGACUCCAAGCCUCCCUACUCGUAUGCUCAGCUGAUCGUCCAGGCCAUCACCAUGGCGCAGGACAAGCAGCUCACACUAAACGGGAUCUACAACCACAUCACCAAGAACUAUCCCUACUACAGAACUGCCGACAAGGGCUGGCAGAACUCCAUCCGUCACAACCUGUCGCUGAACCGCUACUUCAUCAAAGUGGCUCGCUCGCAGGAGGAGCCCGGCAAAGGUUCCUUCUGGAGGAUAGACCCGUCCUCAGAGGGCAAGCUCAUCGAGCAGGCCUUCAGGAAACGAAGGCCCCGCGGCGUCCCCUGCUUCAGGACCCCACACGGACCCCUCUCCUCUAGGAGCGCACCCGCCUCUCCCAACCACUUGGGGGUGCUGUCGGCUCACUCCAGCGGCGUGCAGACUCCUGAGAGCCUGUCUCGAGAGGGCUCCCCUGUCCCUCUGGAGAUGGACACCUCGGCCCCCGCCGUCAUUACCACGGCGUUGCAGCCCAAGCUGGCCGUGAUCCAAGAGGCUCGCUUUGCACAGACCACCUCAGGCUCCCCCGUCAGCAGCCAGCCGGUCCUCAUCGCCGUCCAGGGUCAGUUACCUCCUAGCAUGAAGCCUGUCACCUACACCAUGGCGUCCCCCGUCAGCACCAGCGCCUCCCAGCCGGCGGUCCAGACCGUCCAUGUCCUGCAGCAGAUCCCAGCGGGAUCCACCGUCAUCGCCCAGCCGGCCACCAUCAUCAGCAAGAGCGAACUGCAGGAGAACGGCGAGCACGCCGAGGUCAAAGUCAAAAUGGAGGGCGUUUCCACCAUCACCUCCACGAGCGGAGCCAGUCGCAUCAUCCAGAGCACCCAGGCGGUCACGCCCCUGCAAACCGUCACCAUCGUGCAGCAGGCGCCCAUUGGUCAGCACCAACUGCCCAUCAAGGCCAUUGUGCAGAACGGCACCCACAGCAUCACCACCGCCAUCCAGAGCGCCGCCAGCUCCGCUGCGGCGGUGGCCAGCCCGCUGCAUCUGCUGGCGGACCACGCCUCCGCCUCUGCCUGCCUCCCCACCAAGCGGCAGAACGGCGACCAGCAGGCGGCAGGAGCGCCCGAUGCUAAGCGUGUCAAAACAGAGGACGCGGCGAGGCCGGCGGCGGACUCGUCAGCAGGUAACGACCCGAUCAGCCGCCUCAAUUAGCUCGUUAAUUACACGCCACACACCCCUCCAGCACCGCGACUUUUUCCCCCUCGCAUCCCUCGUUGUUUCUUUUACUUGUCCCGCCUCCCGAUCUCGAGGUGCCAAACGAGGAGGAAUCUCGUCAUUUUCACUCUUGUGGACUUAAAGAACUGAAACUUAGAAAAGGGGCGGAGCUAAACGGACAUGGCCGCUGACGAAACUCGACUGCAGGAAGCCUUAAAUCCACCUUAAGAGCUGACUUUCGUCCUGAGUGGUCCCGCCUCCGCUCGAGACGGACGCCGCCUCUCUGUCGCAUCUACCUCAGCCGAUAGGAGACCCCGGCGGCCCCUCCUCCCCCCUCCAGUGUCACCAGAACCUACCGGGCCGGCGGCGUGGGUGGCGGCCAUCUUGACAAACCAUCGACACAAUCAGAACGGGAGUCCGUAUUCCCGAACGUUUGGCAGCUAGCCCGCUCAGCUCGGAACUUCCUGUCCCGCAGCCGCGUGGAGCACAGGACUGUUUUUUUGUUUGUUUGUAUUUUUUUUUACAUCUUUUCAUGAACUUCCAUCAUCGAUAUAAAGACGCCAGCUCGGUGACUAAUCUAGAAAAAAGAAAAAAUGACUUGUACGGCAACAGACCCCGCCCCCUUGUGACACGCAAACGCCACGUUGAUCCUGCAUGAGUGCGAGCGCCUUCGCCCCGACGGAAGAAAAAGACAAAAAAAAAAACAAUCCAAAGCUGACCUGCACUUGAUGAAAUGUUUCUGUUCUUUUUUACGCCUCCUUCGUCCUCUUCAUCGCCUUUUCUUUAACUUUUUCUCCUCGUCGUCGUGUUGACCCCGCCCCCGUGACGUCGCUCUGAUUGUACACGUUCCAAACGUAGUCAAAGAAGAAAUGUUUGUUCAGCUUCAGUGGAGGAAUGCUUUUUUUUUUAAAUAAAUUAAUUUAAAGUC
Molecule: messenger RNA, 2943 nt
Organism: Nerophis lumbriciformis (worm pipefish)
Lineage: Eukaryota; Metazoa; Chordata; Actinopteri; Syngnathiformes; Syngnathidae
Gene: foxk2b
Product: forkhead box K2b
Biological process (GO): regulation of transcription by RNA polymerase II
Molecular function (GO): DNA-binding transcription factor activity, RNA polymerase II-specific; protein binding; RNA polymerase II cis-regulatory region sequence-specific DNA binding
Source: RefSeq, a predicted model, not a curated record